Molecule: messenger RNA, 1354 nt
Organism: Alosa alosa (allis shad)
Lineage: Eukaryota; Metazoa; Chordata; Actinopteri; Clupeiformes; Clupeidae
Exons: 3
Coding region: 209-1252 (347 amino acids)
Source: RefSeq, a predicted model, not a curated record
UUUCCUAUUUCGCCGUCCACGUCGUUAGGCCAAAUUCGCGAGGUGCUUCCCUGUGUGGAAACGUGAGUUACAACACUGUUUGUAGCUCUUCAAGUCACUGUACAAUGCGAUUUUUGGUAGGCCUACACAGACCAUUUAGAUACGGGGAACUCCUGCAUUCUACAAUCUAGAAAAAGGAGCAGACCAGUGAAGACAGACGCUACGUUCUAUGCGAGACAAGUGCACACACACACUUGAGGUAGAGGAGCUCGGCGAGGGAAGGAGGAUCGUCACACUGACAGACAGCGGACGUCAAACUCACUUAAUUGAAGCCGCAGCUGCGGUAUUCAUAAGAAAAUUGCACGACAACCAUAGUCUGAACAUAAGAAAAUUGUUGCAGUUGUUGGAGGUUUAUGCAGAUGCCCCCCCUGAGCCCCCUGUUAGAGCAGCGGUGCCCAAGUUCAGGAUUGUGAGAGACGAUCAGUCAGGGCCCCAAGGAAGAGUCCUCUAUCGUCUUGAAAUUUCUGACGACUCGGGUGAGAGAGAGUCUGACACACCCUCCCUAGAAGAGUUCACUCCAAAUAGUAGCGUGAGAGAGACAGAGACAGACAUUAGACAGUGGGAUACCAGUGCCCCACCAGAAACAGGUUACAGCAGCUUAGGGACAGAAGAAGAGGGACACCAGGAGUCAGGUCUGUGGGGUCCAGUAAGAGCUCCAACUCCCUAUCCAGGUAAUACCGUAUCCCACCGGCUAAUCCGUAGCCCAUUCCGUGUAGUUAAUAGCCCAACAUCACCAAGUUACAGCACAACAUCGCCACCCUCUACAAGUUAUAGCCCAACCAGCCCCCAGUACAGUCCCACUGUGCCUCAGCCAGAGCAGGAGGAGGCUCACGGCCCGGUUGAGCCCCAGCCAGUGCAGGACAUAGAACAAGAACUGAGAGAAAUAGUUGGCCGAGACAGAGGUAGACUGGCCAGUUUUAUGAAGGAGUCUUUGUCAGUGUCAGUGUUCUGGAACAAGGAAGGGAACAGUAGGGAUAAAUAUUCAGUUCACAUUGACCAUUUUGACAAAUACGGAGGAACCCACUCGAAACUGGACACUCGCAUAGCGCCUUUGGCCCUGCAGACAGUAAUAGAGCAGGUAGGAAAAUUUGUAGGAGUGAACACCAGGCAAGUGGUUGACCAGCUGUUUGCCCCACCUGAGGGCAGAAAGCACAAGUUUGAGAGAGACUCCCCAGCCACAAGAAGGAGAAGGACAAAUAGAGAUUACAGAUAGGGGACGAGGGAAAAGGUCAAAGGGGAGGUAUUGCUGCGAGACCUCCAUAACGACUGCCUAGCUCUAAAUAGCCUCUAUAACGACUGCUUGACUAAAUAAAAU